AUGAUUGCGCCUUCUCUAAUCAAAGUGUUGACAUCGCCUACAAUUAUUCACAAGUAUACAUUGAAGAGAGAUUCUACAAACACCAAAAAGAUUAAGAAAAUGAGAGCAAAUAUGUUAAAAGACACCAUGAAGGACCAAUUAACAAGAGAAUUAUUUCGAGCUCAUUGUGCCUCAGAAUUUUCAAUUGAGAAUUUCAUGCUUUUGGAUAAGAUUUCUGAUUACAAGAAUUAUAGUGAAAAGAGCGUUCAAAUUCAAGAGUAUUUAUAUGACAAUGACACUUCCUUUAAGAAUGAUGAAACUUCUUCGACAUUGUCCUCGUCAUAA
Molecule: messenger RNA, 324 nt
Organism: Naegleria lovaniensis
Lineage: Eukaryota; Heterolobosea; Eutetramitea; Acrasida; Naegleriidae
Exons: 1
Coding region: 1-324 (107 amino acids)
Source: RefSeq, a predicted model, not a curated record